AGUCAUGGCGUGGGGUAAAAUUGAAGAAAUCAAGUAAACCGCCAUCGCCAUUCAACUCUAUAACGACACCUCUCUCACAUUCAGCUCACACCACAGAGACGCCUCCUUUCACUCUCUGAUAAGGUUUUCUCCCCUUCUCAGUUCUCGCUGCAAAUUCUCUAUAUGUGUUUAUGAUUUUGGUUUUCUUUUUUCUAAGAAGGAAAGUGAUACUCAAAAAUGAAGUUUGGAAAGGAGUUCAAGCAACAAAAGGUGCCAGAAUGGAUUGAAGCCUACAUGGACUAUAAUGGACUCAAAAGAAUAUUACAUGAAAUCAAACAAAGUAAACUACAAGAAGAACCUCAAACACCUUCUAGAAUUUCACAGCAGAGGUUAUCACUAUACAGACCUUUUAGUGGUCUAAAUGUAAGAUCAAGCUCUGAUGAUGAAAGCACAGAUGAUGUUGAAGACCAAGUUAUAGCUGUUGAAACUGUGAGGCAAGAUGAUACUAGAGAAGUAUACAACACCAAUUUUCUCAUGUCACCAAGACAAAGUGAGGUUACAUUCUUUGAGAAGCUUGAUGAAGAGCUUAACAAGGUUAAUACCUUUUAUAGGGAUAAAGUGGAGGAAGUGAUUGAAGAAGCAACUUCAAUAAACAAGCAAAUGAAUGCUUUGAUUGCAUUAAGGAUCAAAGUGGAACAACCAGAUAUAAAUAAAUGUCAUAUACAGAGAAUCAUUUCUACAGAUAGUGGUUCCAUAGAAUCCUCAAAUAUAAAUUCUCCAAGCAGAGUUUCACUAGAUGAGGAACAACAGAGUGAGAUGAAUGAUUGGAAUCAAAUGAGAAGUUCUUGUGUCACUAAUCCUAGUGAAAACAGACAUAUUGAUUCCAAAUCUGAUAAACAUAAAUCAGAUCUUUUGGAUGUUCUUGAUCGUGUAAAGAUCAACAAUACCCUUGAAAGCCCAAUGUCAACCAUCAGAAGUGUUCUUAAUGACUCAAAAGACAAAGAUUUAAGGUUUAAGAAAGAGGAGCUCAAAGAAGCAGAAGGCAGAAUGAAAGUUGUGUUUAUUGAAUUCUAUCGCAAGCUUCAUCUUCUCAAGCAUUACAGCUAUGUAAAUAUCCUAGCAUUCUCAAAGAUCAUGAAGAAAUAUGAAAAGAUUGCAAUAAGAAGGGCAGCAAGGUCAUACAUGAAAAUUGUGGAUGACUCUUACAUCGGGAGCUGUGAUGAGGUUACUCUUCUUCUGGAUCGUGUAGAGGGCACCUUCAUAAAGUACUUUGCAAACUCCAAUCGUAGAGAAGGUAUGAAACUAUUAAGACCAAAAAGAAAGAAAGAAAAGCACAGGGUAACAUUUUUUUCAGGAUUCUUUUCUGGUUGCUCGAUUGCACUUCUGAUUGCUGCCAUAUUACUUAUACAAGCAAGGAAAGUAAUGUCUAAACAGGAGCACACCAUGUACAUGGAAAAUGUUUUCCCUCUUUACAGUUUAUAUGCGUAUAUAAUCCUACACAUGCUUUUAUACGCUGCAAAUAUAUAUUUCUGGAAGCGUUGCAGAAUCAACUACCCGUUUAUAUUCGGAUUCAAGCAAGGAACCGAAUUAAGCUACCAAGAUGUGUUUCUAGUCAGCACUGGUGUUACAGUUGUCACACUCUCCACCUUUCUUCUUCAUGUUCACAUGAAACUCGAUUCUGUUCACUCCAUAUAUGAAAAAUACGUAGAAUUAAUUCCAUUAAUCUUACUCAUUCUACUUCUUCUCAUAUUCUUUUGCCCUUUCAAUAUCUUGUACAAAUCCAGUCGUUUCUUUCUCAUCAAAUCUCUUUUCCAUUGCAUUUGCGCUCCUCUCUACAAGGUUUCACUUGCAGACUUUUUUUUAGCAGAUCAGUUGACUAGUCAGAUUCAAGCGAUGAGGUGUUUAGAAUUUUACAUAUGCUACUAUGGUAUGAGAUGGUAUCAAAAGGAGCAAAAAUGUCAUACGAUGGAUCUCUACAACGUGUUCUACAUUAUUGUAGCGAUUAUACCAUAUUGGAUUCGAUUCCUCCAGUGUGUUCGGAGAUUGGUUGAAGAAAAAGAUUGGGUGCAUUUGAUAAAUGGUUCGAGAUAUUUGUUGACGAUUAUUGCAGUGGUAUUUAGAACUGUGUUUGAAUUGAAGAUGAAGAAGACAUGGAAGGUUUUGGCUCUUAUGACUUCAAUCGCUUCAAUUAUGUUCAACACGUAUUGGGAUAUAGUUGUGGAUUGGGGACUUUUACAAAGGAAGUCAAACAACUUGUUCCUUAGAGAUAAGCUUUCAGUAAGGCAUACAAGUGUCUACUUUGUAGUAAUGGUGUUGGAUGUUAUGUUGAGGCUUACGUGGCUUCAAUUGAUAUUGAAAUUUAACCUACAUUACCUCAAAGGAACUGCUAUAUCAAGUCUUUUUUCCUGUUUAGAAAUAUUCAGGCGAGGGGUGUGGAUGUUUUUCAGAUUGGAGAAUGAGCAUUUGAACAAUGUGGGAAAGUAUAGAGCGUUUAAAUCUGUCCCACUUCCUUUUAGUUACUAUGAAGAAGAAGAUGAGGAAGAUGACAAGGAUGACUGAAAUUUCGUCUUUCAACAAAAUUAAUAAUCUUUUUUACCUGUGAAAUUUUGUAGAGGUUUAUGAAUAUGAAUGAUAUCAUAUUGGAUUUAAACGUGUGGUCGAAAUUCAAAACUAACAAUAUAUACUAAUAGUAGCUCAAGAAAAGUACCAUUUGAAAAAAGUAAAUUGGAUAUUCCACACAAA
Messenger RNA from Lactuca sativa (garden lettuce), 2721 nucleotides. The record is from RefSeq and is a predicted model, not a curated record. Lineage: Eukaryota; Viridiplantae; Streptophyta; Magnoliopsida; Asterales; Asteraceae.